GCCCCAGAAUGGACUCAAGAUGUGCAAUUCUAUGUGAAGUUAUACUAGCAAUCUUGCUUCCUCCUCUUGGUGUUUGCCUCCGCCAUGGUUGCUGCACUGUGGAGUUCUUGAUUUGCUUGGUGUUGACCAUAUUGGGCUAUGUUCCUGGAAUUAUCUACGCGCUGUAUGCUAUCCUUUGUGUUGACCGUGAACCACCAUAUGAUCAUUAUCGUGAUCUUGCUUAAAAUUUCACUAUAAUUGUUAAUCUUUUUCAUUUGCCUUAUUGAAUACACCAUUUCAUAUUGUGUUGUUGUUGUCUUGUUUCAGCUUGUACUUUACUUCUGUGCUUGUAAUUUAGACUUGAACUUUGGAUGAAUUGUACCCUAUGUCACUUGUCCUGAAUUCCCUUUUUCAUAGUGCCGGGUUUAUUUACUGAUUAUUACUUUUUCA
Messenger RNA from Nicotiana tabacum (common tobacco), 429 nucleotides. The record is from RefSeq and is a predicted model, not a curated record. Lineage: Eukaryota; Viridiplantae; Streptophyta; Magnoliopsida; Solanales; Solanaceae.